AGUUUGAUUUGUAUUUUGCAUUUAUAUUGACACCUGCUUAUUUCAUGGUUGUAGGGGUAGAUCUGUGGUAGAGACAAGACAAAGAGAAAUGGUGGCCUGGGUGGCAGGGAUAAGGGUGGGAAUGGUGGCUUAUGCACUCCCGUGAUAUAAUCCACAUUGAAGAUGAUAGACCAAGUUCCAAGGAAAUUUUUAGUUAUUUAUUUAUAUUUAUCGGAAUCCUCUCUCAAAUCUGAAAUCUCUAGGAAACUCAUACAGAUAUCCGAACCAGGAUAUAUGAGAUAUUAUUGAAUAUAACAUGUAAUUGAAUGUAUCUUAAGCCAAAGAAUAUAACAUGUAAUUGUAUGCUUAUAUAUACAUAAGCAUACAAAGACUGAUCAUAGCAGCAGCAAACACACUUUUUAGAUCAGAAUGGGAAAGAAGGUAGCCAUUAUAGGAGCUGGAGCUAGUGGCCUUCUUGCCUGCAAGUACACACUUUCAAAGGGCUUUCAGCCCAUUGUGUUUGAAUCUGCAAGCACCAUUGGAGGAGUUUGGACCAAAACUAUUGAGACCACCAAGCUCCAAACUCCUAGAGAAGUUUACCAAUUCUCAGAUUUCCCAUGGCCAUCUUCUGUGACAGAGGACUUUCCUAACCAACAUCAGGUUUUGGAUUACAUCAAAUCAUAUGCUCACCAUUUUGACUUGCUCAAGCAUAUCAAAUUCAACACCGAAGUUUGUGGGAUUGAGUAUGAAGGCUCCUCUGAGGAUGAGAUGCAAGCUCGGAGCUUGUGGGGUGGCUCUGGAGAGCCUUUCAGCUCCAAAGGGAAAUGGAAAUUUGUAGUAGAAGACAAACAAAGCCUUUCAACCGAGAUCUACGUGGUGGACUUUGUGAUCCUCUGCAUCGGACGAUUCAGUGAUGUCCCAAACAUUCCUGAAUUCCCUUCCAACAAAGGACCAGAAGUAUUUGAUGGAGAGGUUAUACACUCUAUGGAUUAUGCUGCCAUGGAUUACGAUAGCGCUCGCAGAUUCGUGAGAGGAAAGCAAGUAACAGUUGUUGGGUUUCAGAAAUCUGCCUUGGACAUUGCAAUGGAGUGUUCAAACACAAAUGGGCUUGAACAUCCAUGCAGAGUCUUAUACAAGACAGAACAUUGGAAUGUCCCUGAUUAUCUCCCAUGGGGUGUGCCCCUGGCAUGCCUAUACCUUAAUCGAUUCUCGGAGCUUUUGGUUCAUAAGCCUGGAGAAGGCAUCCUACUCAGUCUCCUGGCAACAAUUCUUUCACCUCUGAGAUGGGCAUUUUCAAAAUUUGUGGAAAGUUAUAUAACUAAGAAGCUUGGUUUAGCCAAGUAUGGAAUGGUACCUAAGCAUAGUUUUCUCCAAGAAAUCAGUUCUUGUCUGAUCUCAACAGUGCCUGAGAAGUUCUAUGACCGAGUCCAAGAAGGAAGCAUCAUACUGAAAAAGUCUCCCAGCAGCUUCAGCUUUUGCCAAGAAGGCAUUUUGGUUGAAGGAGAAAGCUCCCCUGUGAAGACAGAUUUGGUCAUAUUGGCUACGGGUUAUAGGGGUGAUAAAAAGCUCAAAGACAUCUUUGUGUCUCCCACCUUUCAGGACUACAUAGCCGGAUCACCUAAUGCAACUUUACCCCUCUACAGGCCACUUCAGGGAAUGAACAAUCCGUGUAGAAGAGUUGAUGGUUGAGCAUGAGGCAAUUCUCAAAAACAGUGAAAAUCCAAAUUCCUCACUCACAUGGGACGAAUAUAAAUCGAUGACUUUUACUCUUCAGGUUAUCAAUGAAAUUCUUAGGCUGGGAAAUGUUGCCCCUGGCUUAUUACGUAGAGCUUUGAAAGAUAUCCCAGUAAAGGGAUUUACAAUUCCAGAAGGCUGGACCAUUAUGGUUGUCACCUCUGCACUUCAGUUAAGUCCCAACACAUUCGAGGAUCCCCUCGAGUUCAAUCCAUGGCGUUGGAGGGACCUUGACUCAUAUGCUGUGUCCAAGAACUUCAUGCCUUUUGGUGGAGGAAUGAGGCAAUGUGCAGGGGCACAGAGUAUAGUAGGGUUUUCUUAGCCACCUUUCUCCAUGUCUUGGUCACCAAAUAUAGGUGGACAACAAUCAAAGCAGCACGCAUUGCUCGAAACCCUAUUUUAGGAUUUGGGGAUGGAAUUCACAUAAAGUUCGAGGAGAAGAAAACCUGAGAUGAAUUUUUUUUUUAUCCUAAAUUGAUCGAACUUAGAUGCUACCCAUAUAUAUAAUCAAAUUGAGUGUGUCA
Molecule: messenger RNA, 2237 nt
Organism: Prunus avium (sweet cherry)
Lineage: Eukaryota; Viridiplantae; Streptophyta; Magnoliopsida; Rosales; Rosaceae
Source: RefSeq, a predicted model, not a curated record